AUGAGCGAAACUUAUCAAGUUCACUUUAAAAUUCUCGGAAAUCCUAAUAUAGAAACGCUUGACCUCCCAUCAGAUUGUGGAUUGGAUACUGUUAAAACAUUAGUUUCUGAUUUUUGUCAAAUUCCAAUUGAAGAUAUGAGAAUUCUUUUCAAAGGACGCGCAUUCAGGCCAGCCGACACAUUGCAAUCGCUUGGAGUUAAAAAUGAUGACACUCUCAUUGUAGUUCCAAAUAGAAAGAACAAUCCACCACCAGCUUCUGACCCUCCAGCUGCCCCAAUUCCACCUGCACCAGCUGCACCUCAACAAACACAGCAAAAUACACAACCAACAGCACCAGCACCUCCACCACAGCAGCAAGAAAACAGAAACCAAGCCGCACAGACAGAAUCUCAACAGACAAGAGAUCUUAGAAAGCAAUUAGCUCAAAUUCAGAAAGUCAUUGCAUCAGUAAAUACGUCAAUUGUUGAAUUGCAAUCAAAAUUAACAGAUCAAAAUAUAAAUCAAAUUAAUGACGAUAUCACAAACCUCAAAGCUAAAAUAGAUACAUCUGUUCAUUCAUUACAAGAACUAUCAUCCGGUUUAUCAGUAAAUCAACCACAAAAUGCUCCACAAGCCCCACAAACACAAACAACAAAUCCAGACGUAGAAGAGUUCGUUCCGAGAAGAGAAGCACCAGCAAAUAAUGGCAGACCACAAAUGCCUCCAAUUCAAAAUAUUUUGGGUUCAUUAUUCGGAGGAAACAGAGCAGCUAAUAAUGCUCAAGCUCCUCAAGCCCAACAAGAUGCAAAUACUACAGAAUUAUUGUUCACUCCUGAACAAAACGCGAUUAUUAGUGCAGAUGUAGCGAAAAUUAACCAGGAAGGAUAUAUUAGAUGCACCCAUGAGACAUAUAGAGCAACGUAUAUUUAUUCUCAAACAUCCGAUCUUUAG
This is a messenger RNA of Trichomonas vaginalis G3, 930 nucleotides long. RefSeq names its product ubiquitin-like family. The record is from RefSeq and is a predicted model, not a curated record. Lineage: Eukaryota; Parabasalia; Trichomonadida; Trichomonadidae. The transcript has a single exon. Gene Ontology annotation, molecular function: protein binding. Bases 1 to 930 code for a protein of 309 amino acids.